AUGGUGCAGGCCAUGGGCUCGCUCCAGAUCCCCUACCAGCACCAGCACAACCAGGGCCUCGCGGUGCGGCUGUGCGAGAUGGGCCCACCCUAUGGCCGUGGGUACACCAUAGAGCCCUGGGCGGUGGACGCCAUAAAGCGGGUGUGGAACGACCACGGCGUCCAGACCUGCUACGACCGCCGGAGGGAGUUCCAGCUGUCCGACUCGGCCAAAUAUUACCUCAGUGAUAUGGACAGGAUCGCCGAUCGAGAUUACCUGCCCACCCUGCAAGACAUCUUGAGGGUCAGAGUUCCCACCACGGGCAUCAUAGAGUACCCAUUCGACCUCACAAAAGUCAUCUUCAGGAUGGUGGAUGUUGGCGGCCAGCGUUCAGAGAGGAAGAAGUGGAUCCACUGUUUCGAGAACGUCACCUCCAUCAUAUUCCUGGCGGCCCUGAGCGAGUACGACCAGGUCCUCUACGAGAGCAAGAACGACAAUCGGCUGGACGAGAGCCUGGCCCUGUUCAGGACCAUCCUGUCCUACCAGUGGUUUCAAGAGGCCUCCACCAUCCUCUUCCUGAACAAAAAGGACCUGCUGGAGGAGAAAAUCGUGACGUCACAUCUGGCAACUUACUUCCCUGACUUCCAAGGUAAAUGA
Molecule: messenger RNA, 636 nt
Organism: Menidia menidia (Atlantic silverside)
Lineage: Eukaryota; Metazoa; Chordata; Actinopteri; Atheriniformes; Atherinopsidae
Source: the annotation of a GenBank genome assembly